This is a messenger RNA of Microplitis demolitor, 681 nucleotides long. It is a transcript of the gene Arpc5, whose product is annotated as actin-related protein 2/3 complex subunit 5-A. Gene Ontology annotation, biological process: cell migration; Arp2/3 complex-mediated actin nucleation; regulation of actin filament polymerization. Gene Ontology annotation, molecular function: actin filament binding. Gene Ontology annotation, cellular component: Arp2/3 protein complex; actin cytoskeleton; cytoplasm. The coding region runs from base 114 to 590 and encodes 158 amino acids. NCBI's taxonomy places the organism in Eukaryota, Metazoa, Arthropoda, Insecta, Hymenoptera, Braconidae. The transcript is spliced from 3 exons. The record is from RefSeq and is a predicted model, not a curated record.
AGUACUUAUUGUUUUAUCUAGGCGUAUGCAUGAUAUGGUUAGUUUGUGAGUAAUAAUAUUAAAAUAUAAAGAUUAGAGUGUACAGUAUCCAGUAAAUAGUUAAAUAAUUUAAAAUGUCUCGAUUAGAAGAUAAUAAAAAAGAUACAAUGGGAACGGGUUUUCGUAAAAUAGAUAUCGACGAAUUUAAUGAAAAUAAUUUUAAAGAAGAAGAGGCUGAUGCUAGUUUGACAGGACCGACUGGUCCUGAUGAAAAUGAAAUACUUAAUUUACUUAGCCAAGGAAAACAUGCUGAAGCUUUAAUAUCAGCUUUGAAAGCUGCACCAUUAGAAUCUAAAAAUCAACAAGUUAAGGAUAAUGCAAGAAACGUAACACAAAAAAUAUUAUUAAGUAUAAAAUCAAAUCAAAUGGACGAUAUUAUUGCUCAAUUGGAUAGAGAACUAAUGGAUGUUUUGAUGAAAUACAUUUAUCGUGGUUUUGAAAUACCAUCAAAAGACAGCAGUUCACAUUUAUUAUUGUGGCAUGAAAAAGUUUACAGUAUCAGUGGUAUUGGAAGUAUUGUUCGAGUGUUUACUGACAGCAAAAGAGUUUAAUAAUAUUUAAAUAAUAAAAAUAAAUAAAUAAAGACAAAUAAAAUAGGAUUGUUUAUGGUUGUCAUAAUAAAAAAAUUAAUCUUUGAUAGAA